Molecule: messenger RNA, 1281 nt
Organism: Epithele typhae
Lineage: Eukaryota; Fungi; Basidiomycota; Agaricomycetes; Polyporales; Epitheliaceae
Exons: 4
Coding region: 1-1281 (426 amino acids)
Source: RefSeq, a predicted model, not a curated record
AUGACCACAGAUAGGCCCCUCGAUCCCCCCGGGAGGCCCAACGCCGACAUCGCUUCCCCCCCGGAUGUUUCCAAGCUCCCAGGGCCCUCCAGAUCGGCCGCGCGGCCGGCCGUAACAGGCCUAGCUACGGACCUAGCGGACAAGGCACAGGCGAGUGGUGAGAGAACAGACCCCGGUCACGAGGCCGGCCCCUACAUCGACAAACGAAGGCACCAGCAGCACUCUCGUGCCUCCUCCAUUCUCAGCGACUGGGGCCCGACGGUCGAUUGGGAACACCGUCAGUCACCCAUCCCGCAAAUCCCGCCGCGCAGCGCCCCUCUGCCCACCGGGUCGCUCCCCUUCUUUGGCGCAACCUUCAACAGGCCAUCCUCGGCGCUCCCAGUUCCUCCCACACCGGCGCCCACUCAGCAACCCCCGCCUGCAACGUCGGGUGUCAAGGCUCCGGCGACAAAGGCCCCCAUCAUGCUGGCGCGCAGCGCCAAGGGCACGCAGCUCUUCGCUGUGCAAGGCGCCUUGGUACACCCAGGUUUCAAAAACAUGGCGAAGAACUGCAUGUACAUCCCACCCCCCGGAACACACCACUCUGAACCAUACAAGGGCCUCCGUGCUGCCACUGUGCCCUUUUGCCGCUCGCACGCCCGUGGGGUGUGCCGAUCUGCCCCCGUGCGCGCGCGGGUGUGCUUUCCUGCCUCUGUCCAUACGGAUGUGCUGCCACCGUGCUUUCCUGCUGCCCGCGGGGUGUGCUGCCACCGUGCUUUCCUGCCGCCCGCGAGCCUCACCGCAUUGACCAACGACUUCCUCGACAAAAUCGCUGCCGACGCCCAGACGAUGGUGAAGAAGGUCACCGCCUUCUGGACCAACGAGAAGUGCAACAUCUUGGACCUGGUGCACGUACCAUCGGAAGAUACCAUCUCUAGCGAAGACUGGAAGGAGGCAUGGUCGAACCUCCUCAUGAAGCUCCUCCCCAGUGUGGCCCCCGACGAGAUCGUCACCGAGUUUCAGGAACACUACAACCUGCUCUGCAACAGGCCGUACUUCCGCAAGCACUUCAACGUCGUCCGGACGUUCGACAUCAAGGUCCGCACACAGUGGUUCACGGCAGCCCCCGAGGAGAAGCCUUACCUGGGAGUGGGUUCGCCGGAGUACUUGACAAUGCUGAAUGAUGUACGCACGGAAGACAUGCAAAACUCCAUCAAGCACAAGGCGGACCGCUACCAGGCACAGUGGACGGCGGAUGGGACUGCCCGCACGCGUGACGCGAUUGAUGCUGGAGUGUGGUAG